Tuber aestivum (summer truffle) is the source of this 654-nucleotide messenger RNA. NCBI's taxonomy places the organism in Eukaryota, Fungi, Ascomycota, Pezizomycetes, Pezizales, Tuberaceae. The record is from the annotation of a GenBank genome assembly.
AUGUUCAAUCCUGCCGCCUUCCUCCGGCGGGAUCUCCUCGCUAUCCGCUCCACAACUAGCGCAUCCUUCGCCUUCAUCCGCCACCAAUCCAACUCCCGCCGCCACACAAAGCGACUUCGCAUGCCCCCACACCCAGACUUCAAAACGCACCUAACCACCAAUUACCCCUCCUUAACGCACAUCCUCCAUAAUCCCCCCGCUGCGGCGCCCAGCGUCUUUAUCACCCCCACGCUCUUCCUACCAAAAGACGACCCCCGCCGCGCCCUGCAAGCCGCUGCAAGCCCUACCAACGGCACGCCCGAGGAGCCUGAGCUCCCACCACCGGUCACGGAGAUCAAGGAGAAGAAAUACCACCUCACGCCCGCAGACUUUUCGCGCAUGCGCUCGCUGAGGAAGUCGAAUCCGAAUGUCUGGACUAGGGUGAAGCUGGCGAAGAAGUUUGGAACGUCCAGGUUCUUUGCCGGGAUGGUUGCCGAAGCGAGUGAUAAGAGGAAGAAGAAGAUGUGGGCUAGGGUGGAAAGAGUCAAGGAGCGGUGGGGGCCCAGGAGGAAGAAUGCUAGGAUUGAUAGGACGAGGAGGAGAGAGGGGUGGGGGGCGCUGAUGGGCAGUAGGUUUGAGACCGGAGAGAAAGGAGGGGGGAGGAGAGUUUUGUGA